AUGUUCAGGCGCAAGAAGCAGAAACGCGAUGUGUACACCUUCGAGGAUCUGACACGAUUCCCGAUGGUCUUUUACAAGACAAUUGGCGAGGAUCUGUACUCGGAGCGGGACAAAAAUCUGGUGCGUCGCUAUUUGCUGCGCUUGUAUCUGGUGUUGGGCUUUCUCAACUUCAAUGCCUAUGUUGUAGGCGAGAUCGCCUACUUUAUAGUGCAUAUAACAUCAACAACGACCCUGUUGGAGGCGACCGCUGUGGCGCCUUGCAUUGGCUUCAGUUUCAUGGCCGAUUUCAAGCAGUUCGGUUUGACGGUGAAUCGCAAAACGUUGGUCAAACUUCUGGACGAUCUGAGUGACAUUUUUCCGCUAACCAAGGAGAAACAACAAGCGUAUCAUGUGGCCUACUAUAAUAAGCACAUGAAUCGCGUCAUGUGGCUGUUCACCAUACUCUGCAUGACAUACACAUCGUCAUUCAGUUUCUAUCCGGCCAUCAAGUCGACAAUUAAGUAUUACUUUAUGGGCUCCGAGAUAUUUGAGCGUAAUUACGGCUUUCACAUACUCUUUCCCUACGAUGCGGAAACGGAUAUAACCGUCUAUUGGUUCUCCUAUUGGGGACUCGCCCAUUGCGCCUAUGUUGCCGGCGUCUCCUAUGUGUGUGUGGAUCUAUUGCUCAUCACCACCAUCACCCAGCUGACCAUGCAUUUCAAUUAUAUGGCCGAUAUGCUUCAGGAAUACGAUGGUGAUGCCCACACCGAAGAUGAGAAUCUUAAAUUUGCCCAGGAUCUUGUGGUUUAUCAUUCGCGUGCAUUGGAUCUCAGCGAAGAGGUAAACAACAUUUUCAGCUUCACAAUUCUGUGGAAUUUUAUAGCCGCCUCUUUGGUCAUUUGCUUUGCUGGCUUUCAAAUCACCGCCUCCAAUGUGGAAGAUAUUGUGCUCUAUUUCAUAUUCUUCUCGGCAUCGCUGGUGCAGGUGUUUGUUGUGUGCUAUUAUGGCGAUGAGAUGAUCUCAUCGAGCUCUCGUAUUGGCGACUCGGCGUUCAACCACAACUGGCUGCCCUGCGGCUCGAAGUACAAGCAGAUCAUGCGUUAUAUUAUAAUGCGCAGCCAGAAGCCCGCCUCUAUACGACCGCCCACAUUUCCGCCCAUCUCGUUUAAUACAUUCAUGAAGGUAAUCAGCAUGUCGUAUCAAUUUUUUGCCCUCCUGCGAACCACAUACUAUGGCUGAGCCUUAUUAUUCUACUAACCACACUUUAAAUACUUUAUGUAGAUUGCAA
Drosophila novamexicana is the source of this 1267-nucleotide messenger RNA. RefSeq names its product putative odorant receptor 92a (gene Or92a). Gene Ontology annotation, biological process: sensory perception of smell; detection of chemical stimulus involved in sensory perception of smell. NCBI's taxonomy places the organism in Eukaryota, Metazoa, Arthropoda, Insecta, Diptera, Drosophilidae. The transcript has 3 exons. Bases 1 to 1218 code for a protein of 405 amino acids. The record is from RefSeq and is a predicted model, not a curated record. Gene Ontology annotation, molecular function: olfactory receptor activity; odorant binding. Gene Ontology annotation, cellular component: plasma membrane.